Messenger RNA from Medicago truncatula (barrel medic), 3314 nucleotides. RefSeq lists its product as uncharacterized. The record is from RefSeq and is a predicted model, not a curated record. The transcript has 3 exons. Bases 221 to 2806 code for a protein of 861 amino acids. NCBI's taxonomy places the organism in Eukaryota, Viridiplantae, Streptophyta, Magnoliopsida, Fabales, Fabaceae.
GUUAAAUCUAACGGCUCUAUUCGUCUUACCAUAUUUUAAACCUGCCUGAAAAUAUAGCCGUUACACUCACACCAUCCUAUUCAUUUCUCAAUCUUUAAGAAUCUCUCAAUUCAAUUCUUAGGGUUACAUUACAUUCUUUUAAUCUUUGUCUUCUCACUUCCACUUCCAUUUCCUAAUUCAUUCAUUUUCCUAAUCUUUCUUUCAAUUCAAUUUCGAUUCAAUGCCUCUCAACAACGACAAAUCUCCUCCAGUUUCAAAUUCAUCAAACCCUAAUCCAAGAAAUUCAGAAACCAUUAACCCCAUGCGAAGAAGUUUCUCUGGAAAUCCAUUCUCUAAACCUUCCCUCAUCGCUGCUAACCCUAGAUCCAGUUUCUCUCACUCUCACACCCCCGCCAAUAGUCCUUCAGAUUUUUCAAGAAAAAGCUUUGUUGAUGACAAAGAAAACGCAAAAGAUCAGUUUAUGAAACCAGCAAAGGUUCGAUCACCAGCUGCAACGUCGAAAUCAACAAAGAAUUUCAUGUCUCCGACGAUCUCUGCUUCGUUCAAGAUGGCUGAGUCACCGCGAAAGAAAAUCCUUGCGGAGAGGAACGAGCCUACUCCUACUUCUGACAACAAAGUUCAUGUUCGGAAGGUAACUUUUUCUGAUCCUUUAGAACAGAAAAGGCUUGAUGCUGCUUCAUUAGAUGGGAAUAAUAGAAUCCUCUUUCCGAGUUUUGAGUCUGAAGAUUUGAGUGGUGAAACUUUGUUAGAGUCCAAUGUUGUUCCUAUGUAUGAUUUGUCGUUUGAUGCUAUGCGUAUGAAUGUUCCUAUGAUUCCAAACAAUGAUUCAGAUUUUUCAUUUGAAACUGUGCACACUGAACCCUCAUUUCAAAAUGUUCCAUUGAUUAGAAACAAUGAUUCAGAUUUUGUUAACCUUGACCCUACUUUUAAGCUUAGUCCAGCCACGGCUACUCCUCCAGUUUCAUACACUGCUAAUGCCGUAGACCCUCUAAUUGAUACUGAUCCCUCUGUGCCACCUUAUGACCCUAAAACAAAUUACCUAUCCCCUAGGCCACAAUUCCUACAUUACAAACCAAAGCCGCGAAUGGAAUUAGAGGAUAGUUUCGAUCUGUCAGGAAACUUUUCAGAUACAGAUGUCACCGAGUAUACUCAGUCUGAUGAAUCACAGAAGGAAUCAUCGGAGGAUGUUUCUUCUGACGAAACUGUGAAGCAGGAAGAUGAUCAAAUUUCUGAACAAAGUCCUGUUAGGACUCUCUUGCCAGAGAAAACAGUUGAAGCAAAGGAGUUGCGAAAACCACGCUUCUCUUUGAGAUCAAAGGUUGCUGUUCUAAUUUUGCUUCUGUCAACUGCUUUUGUAUCGAUUUCAAUCCCAAAUUCUCCAGGGUAUCAUGCUGUGUUGGAAGACUUUUAUGAGGCUUAUGAGUCUUCUGAAUUUCCGGAGCUUGCAAGGGCUAACUUUGAUCAAUUCUCUCAGUUUGCAAAAGCGAAUUUUGAGGGUUUCUCUCGGAAUUUGCAUACUUGGUAUACUAAGUCGCUGUCUUCAAUCUCUGAGUUGAUUUCAGAUGUCAGAGGAGUGCGUAAUAUGUCUCAGUUGCAGUACUUUAACUUGACUGUGUUGCACGACUAUAGUGCAGUUAAUCAGAGUCCUAUCUUUGGUCGCGGUGAAAAUAAAAUAGGGUACACUUGCCCUCCUGUUCAAGAAACACACGUUGCCUCAGAGAUUUCUAUGGAUGAGUAUUUUGGUGAUAUUUCAGCAGAGCAUUAUGAAGUAUAUGAAGAACAACUUCAGCAUGAUAUGGGAAUGAACACUGGAUUCGAAACUGCAUUGGAUGCUCAAGAAUCUGAGGAAGUGCACAAGGGACAACCUGCUACUUAUAUAGAAUCAGAACAGCAGGCUGAACAUGAACAUUUAGAUGCAAAGUUGGAAGAAGAAGUUGAUGCUAACUUUGAAGUUGGAGAUGCUUUAGAGUCUGAGGAAGUACUCACGGGCCAGUCUACUGCUUUGGUAGAACCAAAGCAGGAUUUGCAACUGGUUGAGUCAGUAAUCUCAGAAGGAAACCAAACACCAAAGGAUGAUGAUAAUGAAAAUAUGCCAAGUUCAAAUUCGGAAAUUCAAAAUGAAGUGUGUGGUGAAAGCAAUGUAGAUACAAAGCUGGAACAAGAAAAUGAUGGUAAAUUAAUUGGCAAAGAAAGUGAUGCAGAUCUCAAGCAUUCACCAGUUUCAGAUUCAGAAGUUGCUGAGAUACACACGGAUGGCCAAGCAGUGGGAAUAUCAGCUGGCACAGAUGCUGCAAUUAGAGGGAAUGAGCAGCUAUUAGAAGCAACUCACAGUCCUCAUAACAUGGUGCUAUACCUGCUGCUUUGUGCAGGUACAGUUUUUAUUGCAGGUGCAACUUUUAACUGGUCAAGGAAAGUUAAAAGCAGAAGCAAAAAAAUUACUAGUUGUGUAGAGAAACCUAAGAUUGAAUCUGAGGACAAGAAGAUUUCCCCAGAUAAGCCAUCUAUGAGGAAUGUGCCUGUAGAGAUGGACGUGGUUGGAGAAUCGUGCCCUUCAGAAAUGAGCAGCUUUGAGAAGAGCUCAUCUAGCAGAGUGAAUCAUUCGAAUGAAGCUAUCAGCGUAGAGAAAAAGCGCCGAAAUUACCAUAGGAGAGAGUCUUUGGCCUCUUCUGACUACUCCAUGGGUUCACCAUCCUAUGGAAGCCUAACAGUGUAUGAGAAAAUUCCGAAGGGACGCGGCGAAGAGGAGAUAGUUACUCCGGUUAGGCGUUCAAGUAGGAUUAGGAGCAUUGCCACUUCUCCAGUAUAAGCUGUUUUUAUUGGCUCUCCUACAGCAUAACCUAACCUGCGCAUAACUUUGCAUGCCUGCAAUGUGAAUGUACCUGUUUCUAUUUUCUAUUAACAGAAGUGUCUUGUCUUCUGAAUCUUCUAGCUUUACUAUUGACUUUGUAGCUUUAGAAUUAUUUUUUAGUAAUGAAUGAUGGUUGCUUAUAAAUUGUUGAAUAUCCACCCCACCCCCAACAAAAUUCUGGAUUUUUUAUUUAUUAUUACAUCCUCACUUUCACUCUACUGCCAAACCGACACAAACAUCUUAAUAAGCAUAGUGUGGCAAUUUUGCAAAAUGUGACAUUGGCAGGGAACAUGAUGGAAUGUUUACAGUUGCGGGAUCAUUUGUAUUUUGGUAAAUAUUAUGAUUGGUGCUGGUUCUGUAGUGUUAGAGGGGGUGGUGCCACCAAGAAACCCAGCUACGUUUUUAUUUGUUAUUCAAGAGAGACAAUUCUAGCUCUCUUAUUAACUACAACAUGACUUUUAUACCA